Molecule: messenger RNA, 606 nt
Organism: Eruca vesicaria subsp. sativa (arugula)
Lineage: Eukaryota; Viridiplantae; Streptophyta; Magnoliopsida; Brassicales; Brassicaceae
Source: the annotation of a GenBank genome assembly
AUGGCGGCAGCAGAAUCCGAUUACGAUUUGUUGGAGUCGAUACGACGUCACUUGCUAGGAGGAGAGAGCGAGUUGCCGUUGAAAGAGAAUGAUUCCGAGGAUAUGUUAGUGUACAGUGUCCUCGACGACGCCUUCAACGGAGCUUGUGAAACGUCGUCGGAUUUGAGCUGUUGUCUCAGCGACUUUAACGAUUUUCCGGCGGUUAAAAUCGAACACUCGGAGAAUUACUCAGCCGUGGCGGAGAAAAAGAAGGCGGUGAAGGCGGUUCCAGUAAAAGGAAAGCAUUAUAGAGGGGUGAGAGAGAGGCCGUGGGGGAAAUUCGCGGCGGAGAUACGUGAUCCGGCGAAGAAGGGAGCGAGGGUAUGGUUAGGGACGUUUGAGACGGGGGAAGAUGCAGCUUUGGCUUAUGAUAGGGCUGCUUUUAGGAUGCGUGGUUCCCGCGCUUUGUUGAAUUUUCCGUUGAGGGUUAAUUCAGGUGAGCCCGACCCGGUAAGGAUAAAGUCUAGGAGAUCUUUUACGUCCUCUUCUGAAAACGGGAAGACGAAGCGGAGGAGGGAAACAGAAAUGGUCUCCUCGGAGUUGGAGGUGAAGUGCGAGGUUGCUUAA